CACACACGGAGAGCCAUGGUGUCCUCCUCGCACUCGCAGUCCGGCGGCGACGGGUGCACGGCGGCGGCGGUGCGGGAGGUGGCGACGGCGCGGUUCGCGCGGCAGGUGGUGCUGGGGCGGUGGUUCAUGGUGUUUGCCUGCCUGCUCAUCCUCUCGGCGUCGGGGGCCACCUACAUCUUCGGGCUCUACUCCAAGGUGCUCAAGUCCGCCCUCGGCUACGACCAGCAGACCCUCAACACCUUCGCCUUCUUCAAGGACCUGGGCGCCAACGUCGGCGUCCUCUCCGGGCUCAUCAACGAGGUCACCCCUCCCUGGGUCGUGCUCGCCAUGGGCGCCGCCAUGAACCUCGUCGGCUACCUCAUGAUCUACCUCGCCAUCGACGGCCGCACGUCCCGCCCGCCCGUCUGGCUCAUGUGUGUCUACAUCUGCGUCGGCGCCAACUCGCAGUCCUUCGCCAACACCGGCGCGCUCGUCACCUGCGUCAAGAACUUCCCGGAGAGCCGCGGCGUCGUGCUGGGCCUGCUCAAGGGCUUCGUCGGCCUCAGCGGCGCCAUCUUCACCCAGCUCUACAUCGCCAUCUACGGCGACGACGCCAAGUCGCUCGUGCUGCUCGUCGCAUGGCUCCCCGCCGCCGUCUCCAUCCUCUUCGUCCACACCGUGCGCAUCAUGCCGCACCGCCCCGUCCGCCGCGGCCAAGACGAGACGGCCGCCACCAGCAACGACCCCUUCUACUGCUUCCUCUACAUCUCCAUGGCGCUCGCCACGUACGUGCUCGUCAUGAUCGUGGUGCAGAACCAGAUGGAGCUCUCGCACCCGGCGCUCGUCGUGUCGGCCACCGCGCUCAUGCUCAUCCUCCUCCUCCCCCUCGCCGUCGUCGUCAAGCAGGAGUACAGGAUCAAGCGUGAGCUCGAGGAGUCCCUCCUCGUGCCCCCGACGGUGACCGUCGAGAAGCCGCCAGCCGCACCGCUGCAAAUGGCCGCCAAAGCAGAAACAGAGGAGGCGCCCGCCACAAAAGCAGAGGACGCAACGUCGGCUUCGACGCCGGCUUCCGGCGGCUGCUUCGGGUCAUGCCUAAAAGGGAUGUUCAGCCCGCCGGCGCAGGGGGAGGACUACACGAUCCUGCAGGCGCUGGUGAGCGUGGACAUGCUGGUGCUGUUCCUGGCGACCAUCUGCGGCGUGGGGGGCACGCUGACGGCGAUCGACAACAUGGGGCAGAUCGGGCAGUCCCUGGGGUACCCGGCCAAGAGCAUCAAGACCUUCAUCUCCCUCAUCAGCAUCUGGAACUACGCCGGCAGGGUGACGGCCGGGUUCGCGUCGGAGGCGGUGCUGGCGCGGUACAAGUUCCCGCGCCCGCUCAUGCUCACCCUGGUGCUCCUCCUGGCCUGCGUCGGCCACCUGCUCAUCGCCUUCGGCGUGCCGCAGUCGCUCUACGCGGCGUCGGUGGUCAUCGGGUUCUGCUUCGGGGCGCAGUGGCCGCUGCUCUUCGCCAUCAUCUCCGAGGUGUUCGGGCUCAAGUACUACUCCACGCUCUACAACUUCGGAUCCGUGGCAAGCCCCAUCGGCGCAUACGCGCUCAACGUGCGCGUCGCGGGGUACCUCUACGACGUGGAGGCCGCCAGGCAGCACGGCGGCACGCUCGACGGCGCCGGCGACAAGACCUGCAUCGGCGUGCAGUGCUUCAAGCUCGCCUUCCUCAUCAUCACCGCCGCCACCGUCGCCGGCGCGCUCGUCUCGCUCGUGCUCGUCUGGCGCACCCGCAAGUUCUACCGCAGCGACAUCUACGCAAAGUUCAGGGACGCCGACGGCGAGUCAAGUGCGGUCAACGGGAGGAAGGAGUAGUGCAGUGGUUGACUCGAUCAAGUCCGGUCAACCGGGGGAAGGAGCUGCGGGUUAAUUACUGCAGGAGCUUCACUUAACUACUGCCUAGUCUCCGUAACUGUUUAGUAGUGGCCGUCUGUUUUUUACUUUUUACAGAUACAGAGGUGCUGGUCUUUUUUUUUUUUUGCUGUUGUAUGCAUAAGUAGCUGUCAGUGGCGUGUUGCAAGGAAGGCGACUGAAUUAAGUAGUAGCAGUUGAUCGGAGGUCCCGUUGAUAUCGACGUGUAAACUUGCUAAAAACAUUUACCUGACGCUGCUUGAUUAGCUCAUUAUGAA
Hordeum vulgare subsp. vulgare (domesticated barley) is the source of this 2153-nucleotide messenger RNA. RefSeq lists its product as uncharacterized. The transcript has a single exon. Bases 16 to 1839 code for a protein of 607 amino acids. Gene Ontology annotation, cellular component: membrane. The record is from RefSeq and is a predicted model, not a curated record. Lineage: Eukaryota; Viridiplantae; Streptophyta; Magnoliopsida; Poales; Poaceae.